This is a messenger RNA of Aureococcus anophagefferens, 1152 nucleotides long. RefSeq lists its product as hypothetical. NCBI's taxonomy places the organism in Eukaryota, Pelagophyceae, Pelagomonadales, Pelagomonadaceae. The transcript has a single exon. The record is from RefSeq and is a predicted model, not a curated record. Bases 1 to 1152 code for a protein of 383 amino acids.
AUGGGCCGGGGCCCGUGCGCGGGCAGCCUCUGCGCGCUGCUCUUCUGUACUGCGCUCGCCGGCGAGGCGCCCUGCGCGCUGUCGCCCGAGGAGCUGCCGCUGGCCGCGCGCACGGCGCGCGCGACGGCGCACUGCGACAUCGUGCUCUUUAGCGCCGCGUAUUUCGGCGCGGACGCGGCCCUCGACGAGCCGCGGAGUCGGCACCACCGCGCGCUCGGCAAUCGGACCUGCGCGGUGCUCGUCGUCGGGCCGGGGACCGCCGAGGCGCUCGCGCACCACUGCAGCGUCGCGCCGUGGACCGUGGUGGCGGACGAGUCGGCGACGGCCCGGGAUCGGCCGCGGCGCGCGUCGAAGCGCGUCAAGCUCAGCGCGUCGCUCUACUUCCCGACGGCGGCGUUCACGCUGUUCGUGGAUUGGAAGUACGCGCUCCUGCAGACCCCCGAGUGGUUCCUCGAGCGGACCGCGUUCCGGGCGCCGUCCCGCGUGUCUCUCUUUGCGCACCCGUGCUCGGCGGCGACGUCGGCGGCGCUCCAGGGGCCCUUCGCGGCCACGUGCGCGCAUCCCCGCCGCCCGGGCGAGGCCUGGGAAGCGUGGGAGGCCCGCCUGAUCCUCGACGCGGCGCGGACCGACGAGCCCGGGCGCCUCCGGGCCCAGGUCGCGCGGAUGAGCGGCGCCGGCGGCGCCGACGCGUACGCCGACUCGGCGGUCGUCGCGGCGGCCCACGCCGACUCGGCGGUCGUCGCGGCGGCCCACGCCGACGCGGCGGUCGUCGCGGCGGCCCCGGCCACGGCGGCCGCCGCGGCCUUCCUCUGCGCGUGGCGGCGCGAGUUCGACCGCGACGACUCGAGCGACCGCGACCAGCUCGCGUUCGCGGCCGCGUUCCGGGCGUCCCCCCACGGCGUCGGCCUCAUCGAACCCGGCGACAGCGCGGCCCCCUGCGCCGGCCACCUCGGCCGGUGCGAGGCGCUCCGCGUCCUCCGGAGCCGGGCCAAGGUCCUGCCGCCGGCGGCGCCGCGGCGGCGGCGGCCCUGCCGGGCCCGCUGGCUCGACGACCCGAGGCACGAGCUCUCCGGCCCGCUCCGCGGCCGCAUCGCCGGCCACCUCCACCUGGGCCCGGGGCGGGAGCGGACGCGGACCGGCGCCGACGGGUAA